Lachancea meyersii CBS 8951 is the source of this 1746-nucleotide messenger RNA. The record is from the annotation of a GenBank genome assembly. Lineage: Eukaryota; Fungi; Ascomycota; Saccharomycetes; Saccharomycetales; Saccharomycetaceae.
AUGUCGGAAAUCUCCGCUCCCGGCUUGUCAGAAUCGGUCUUGGGCGGCUCGUUCGCAGCCAGGUCUCCAGAAGAUGAUGUCAUCCCAACUGCCAUCGUCAUCAAAAACAUUCCAUUCGCGAUAAAGAAGGAGCAACUGCUAGAGGUGAUAGCGAAAAUGAGUCUGCCAUUGCCUUAUGCGUUCAACUACCACUUCGACAAUGGCGUUUUCCGCGGUUUGGCAUUCGCCAACUUCGCUACCACCGACGAAACCACUCAGGUCGUGCACACUUUGAAUGGCAAAGAAAUUGGCGGCCGCAAGUUGCGUGUCGAGUACAAGAAAAUGUUACCACAGGUGGAACGCGAACGCAUCGAGCGCGAAAAACGUGAGAAGAGAGGCCAGCUGGAGGAGCAGCAUCGCACCACCUCCGCCCUCUCGUUGCAAUCGCUAAACAAGUCAUCUAGCGGCAGUAACAACAAAAAUACCAGUCCUGUCAAUCCCUUGGGACACCUGUCAUCGACAGACCUUGCCACUCCCUCACAACGGCCUGAAACACCAUCGGGAGGACUUUCAGGACUCUCGGGCCCAAACCUACCACCAACGCUUUCGUCCAACGCCAGCUCUCAAAUGUUUCAAAGCUUCGUUGGCGGUGUGAACAGCAAUGGCCAAGGAGCGCCUACAAAUGUGUCUUUGGCGUUGCAGCCCUCCAUGGCUCCACAGCCGCUUUUGUCGGCCCAAAACACUGCUACGUCGAUGACAAUUCCUUCGCAAUCAUUAGCUGCUCUUUCUUCUGAGCGCUAUUACGCCCCGCUGCCCGCGUCAGCUAAUCUGCCACUGCCACCUCAGCAGUUGGAUUUCAAUGAUCCCGACGUUUUGGAACUUUACUCGCAGCUUUUGCUUUUUAAGGACCGCGAAAAGAUCUACCACGAAUUGGCGUAUCCCGUAGGUCUUUCAGCUGCCCAAAAGCGCGUAAUCAAUGUGCUAUGCUCGUUUUUGGGGCUGGUAGAAGUGUACGAUCCAAGCUUCAUAAUUAUCCGUCGAAAAGUUUUGGAUCACGCUGCUCUACAAUCUCAUUUACAACAAGAAGGUCAAUUGUCGUUGAUGCAGCCAUUACAACCAAGCUCCACUGGAGGAUCUGGAAUGUCUCGUUCACACUCCUAUACCUCUUUGUUGCAGGCACAUGCUACCGCAGCAGCAGCUGCGGGUAGCAACACUACCAUGAGCCAAGCUGGUCAAAUCCCACCGCCAUCACAGUCUCCGCUACUGCAACCAACCGCCGUGCAUCACCUAGAUUCCCAAAACCAACAGCAGCAAUCAAUCUUGAGACAACAGUCUACACAUACCCCUUCAUCCUCCAUUUUGCAAAACCGCAUUCCCACUGGAUACACGAAUAAGCAUAAUACACCAUCCGCCUCGAACAACCCGCUGUUGAGAAAUGCAGGUGUGUCCCCAACCACUGCCCAGAUACAACCCAACACGGCUCAGCGGAUGCCUUCUUUUUACUCCCAGGCACCCUCUACCCCCAGCCAUGGCGAUAAUCGUUUCAACAGUUCCCAAAACCUUGUUCCACAGCACACAAACAGUAGUAUCCACUCCAACUACUCGGUGAAUUCCUUCCACGAUCCCGCAGUCGCAGCUGCGGACUCUCAAAAUCAUGGCAUGAUGUACAGUUCUGCACAGCUAGGUUUGGGUCCAGAGUUGGACGGAGACCUCAGCCGCUCUUUGAGCGGUCUUGACAUCCAAAACAAAAGAAACCUGUGGGGCUGA